This is a messenger RNA of Lolium perenne, 2327 nucleotides long. Its product is annotated as phosphatidylinositol 4-kinase gamma 4. Lineage: Eukaryota; Viridiplantae; Streptophyta; Magnoliopsida; Poales; Poaceae. Gene Ontology annotation, molecular function: protein binding. The record is from RefSeq and is a predicted model, not a curated record.
CCCCACGAAACCAAGCAAGUACAACCGACUCGCCCCGAGCGCUUCUUCCCCUUCAAAUACUCUUGUCCUGCCCCCUCCGAAUCGAACACCAGAUAGAUCCUUUCGUCCCAUCGUGGAUCGUCACUCCGCUCUUCCGAUAAGGUUUCAGUCGGAAGCGGAAUCCGUGGGUCGUGCCAUUGGAGGCGGAGACGGCGCGCGUCGUCGUCCCAUCGCUUAUAUCAUCUCUGAUGAUCUGCUCUGCGAUUGGAGCAACAGCAGCGGCAGAGGAAGAGGCAUCCUCGCUGCCAUCAUCCAAUCCCGUCAGGAUAGGUUCAAGCACGUCGGCAUACGAGACGGCAUUGUAGGGGCAUUGCUGCCUCGUUCCGCCGCCCCUAGGAUUUCCUUGCUGAUCGGAGGAAAUCCUAGGGGUUUUACUCCCAAUGGGUAGCAGCAAUCUGUAGUCCUGUGUAAAUAAUCGAGCAUUAGAGACGACUAGCUUUCACCCUCCUGUCAUCGCCGCCACGAAUCAGCCAAGAUGUCGUCUUCCGGCGUCGCCAUCCUCAGCCCUCUGCUGGAGCGCCAGGUUGUUCACGUCUCCCGGUGCCUACCCCUGCUGGAACCGCUGGAUUCGGUUCUUAUUUUUGUUACGAUGCCUGGCAUGGCACCCAUGCCAAUGCGUGUCCUGGGGUCUGAAUCCAUCGCUUCAGUCAAGCUUCGUAUCCAGAGGACCAAGGGCUUCGUCGUGACAAAGCAACGGCUGGUGUUCGCCGGACACGAGCUGUCACAAAGAAACUCCCAUGUCAGGGACUAUGGACUCGCUGACGGGAACGUUCUCCACCUUGUCUUCCGGCUGGCCGACCUCCGCACAAUCACCGUCGAGACCGACAGCGGGGAGAAAUUCAUCUACCAGGUGGAGAGCAGCAGCAAGGUUGGGCAACUCAAGAACAAGGUCGCAGCUGAGACCGGGGAGGAACUCGAGGACCAAAGGCUGGUGUGCGAUGGCGAGGAGCUUGAGGACAACCAGCUGAUCACCGACAUUGGUAGCAGCAACGGUGGUGCUGCUGCUGUGAUCAACUUGUACAUCCGCGCACCGGCGAGGAUGAAAACUCAGCAGGUUGAUAACGACACUGUUGUUACAGUCGUUAACUCCGAAGAGAAUGACAACCUCCAGAUAGAUGCAUUGUCCCUCCCAAAACCAGCUUGUGGCGGACGUGCUUCGGUUGAGCCCAUCAUUGUUAACGAGAAGGUAAAGCUGUCUCCUGCCGUCAUGGAAAUGAUCGGCGCAACAAUGGCUGGUCUGGACAACGGCCACCUUCCUCUGAUGUCGACCGAGGGUUCUGGGGGAGUCUAUUUCAUGCCAGAUCCCUUGGGCCAGCGCAACGUCGCAGUUUUCAAGCCUAUCGACGAGGAACCGAUGGCGGAGAAUAACCCCAGGGGGUUUCCUCUGUCAGUCGAUGGCGAGGGGUUGAAAAGGGGGACACGGGUAGGGGAAGGUGCAUUGAGGGAGGUUGCAGCGUAUGUUCUCGACCAUCCUGUUGAUGGGUCCAAAUCUUGUGAUUCUAUUGGAUUUUCCGGCGUACCUCCCACGGCUUUGGUCCAUUGUUUGCACAUGGGUAAAGGGUUUAAGAUCGGAUCACUGCAAAUGUUUGUGGAGAAUCAUGGAAGCUGUGAGGACAUAGGCCCUCGAGAUUUCCCCGUUCAGGAGGUUCAGAAGAUUGCCGUGUUAGAUAUCAGGUUAGCGAAUGCCGAUCGUCAUGCUGGCAACGUGCUAGCCUGCCGGGAUGGAGAAGAUGACCUGAAGUUGGUACCAAUUGACCAUGGGUACUGCUUGCCAGAAAAGUUUGAAGAUUGUACCUUCGAGUGGCUCUACUGGCCCCAAUCCCGCGAGCCCUUCAGUGACGAGACCACCUCAUACAUUGAAUCACUAGACGCUGGAAAAGAUAUCGCGCUUCUCAAGUUCUAUGGUUGGAACCUGCCUCCCCAGUGCGCCCGAGUUCUGCAUAUCAGCACCAUGCUUCUGAAGAAGGGAGCGCAGAGGGGCCUCACGCCUUAUGACGUGGGUAGCAUCAUGUGCAGGAAAACUGUCAAGAGGGAGUCUGGAAUCGAGGUCAUCAUGGACGAAGCGGAAGAUGCUGUGCUUCCAGGAACUAGCGAAAAAACUUUCCUGGAGGCCGUAUCGGAGGUCAUGGACCGUCACCUUGAUGACAUGCUGUCAAAGCUUAAGCAGAACAAGUGAUCAGUUCGUAUGUAUCCGCUUGUAAAUAUUUGUUUCACUAAAUAAUAAUGAUGGGGUGUUUGUACUUCGAAACGUUGGAUAAAUUUUACAUGAACUUCUGUUGUGAAUAUAA